CAAGACAUAGUUCACUCGAUGUUUCUGAAAAUUUGAAAGGCAGGAGCAUGCUUGUAGCUGCCAUUAUGGAUAUCGUCACAUCCAACUGUGAUAGUAUAGAAAAGGUGUCUUUUAAGCCAUCCCUGUCAGGGAAUGCUGAAACACGGGAUAUAGCAGCUGCCAUUGAAGUUAUUGAAGACGGUGGCAUGCGUUUGGAUGAGUCACAUGAAAAUGAAGAUGAUGAAGACGGUGACAGUGGAAUAAAGGGGAUUGGUAUUAAGGUUCUUGGGGGUACAUCAGUUUUAGGCCUAUCAAGAACACAUCCCGUUGUGAAGCUGGGGAGUUCUGAUACUAGUGAUUUGGGAUUAACAAGGCUUACUACACAAAGUCUUCUCCUGCAAAAUAAGCUUGACAGUUCACUAGCACAAAGCAAUUUGUCUUCUGCUGUUGUUCCUGGGCUCUGGGAUGAUUUGAAUUGUCAACAUGUUGCUGUUCCUUUUGCUGCAUGGGCAUUGGCUAACUGGGCGAUGGCAUCAGAUGUGAAUAGAUCAUGCAUACAGGAAUUGGAUGCAGAUGGGCAAGCUGUCAUGACUGCUUUAAUGGCGCCUGAGAGAUCAGUAAAAUGGCAUGGGAGUUUGGUGGCUCGCUUGCUAUUAGAGGAUCAGAAUCUACCUUUGAGUGAUUCUGUUUCUGAUUGGAGUUCCAGUCUUCUUUCUACUGCAUCUCAGGCAACUAAAAAUGAAGACAUUCCUUUGGCUCGGGUGGCUUUGUCAGCAUUCUUGGUUUCUGUUGAGAAAAGCCCAGGUGCACAAAAGAUAGUUAUGGAAAAGGGUCUUCAUCCAUUGAGAGACACUGCUAAGCGAACUAUGAAGCAUAAUCAUGUGCAAGAAACAUUAGCAAAAGCAUUGGAAUUGCUUUGUACUGGGGACUUGAAUUUACCUCUUGAAGAGGGUCAAAGGUGGUCUGCUGUAUUGCUACCUUGGGUUUUUGGAAAAUCAUCCUCUGACACUAUACGUUUGUCAGCUAUAAGAAUCCUUUCUCGCAUUCUCGAAGACUAUGGACCAUAUUCUGUACCGAUUUCUCAAGGAUGGUUAGCUAUUCUGCUUACAGAAAUUAUGGCUUCCAAAAAGGCAUCAUCAACUAAAGGAACCACUCAGCCUAGUUCUGUCAAAGUGAAGACUCAAAUUGAUCAGGCGAACAUGCUUUCCGCUUCGCAGAGUACUAACCAGUUAGUGGCAGCUGUUGUUAAUCUAGCAGGAAAUGCGCUUGGAACAACCACCAAUUCUGUUGAUACAUUUCCACUGGCAGAUCUUCUUUCCAUGGAACCUUUUUCUGGGACAUUUAAAACUCUAAAGAAAGAUAGUGUGCCUAAGGUUAAUGUGGCAGAUUCUGCAAAGGCAACCCUGAAGGGAAUCAAAGCACUGACUGAAGUUUGUGCUGAUGAUUCUUUAUGUCAGGAGAAAAUAACAGAUUUUGGGGUUUUAUGUUUGUUGAGACGGUUUUUGUUACGUGAUGAUUAUGAGAAACUUGCUGCCAUAGAAGUGUAUGAUGCUUCUAAGACGCUUGAGGCACAAGAGCGACCCUCAAAUGUUCCUGGAGAAUCAUCUAUUUCAGAAAGUAAUGAUCCAUCUAGUGUCCGGGUUCCACCUACAGCUCACAUCCGCAGGCAUGCAGCUAGGCUGUUAACUAUCCUCUCUCAACUUCCGAAAGUCCAGAAAAUCAUCAUAGCAGAUGAAACUUGGUGUAAAUGGCUUGAGGAUUGUGCUAACGGUGAGAUCUCAGGUUGCAGUGAUCUCAAAACACAAAGUUAUGCUAGAGCAACACUUAUAAAUUUAUUUUGCGGUCGCCAAAUUAAUAGAGAUUCUGCAAAUGAUGACAUUCCUGAUGCCGGUAUUGCAAAUGGAAACAAAAAUUGUCCCCGGUAUGAUGACAUGAUAUUUUUAAUUAAUCCUGAACUACCCCAUUGGACUUGCCCUGAAAAUAACGAUCAACACACUGUUCAAAUGGAUGCAUCCUCUUCGGAUGAAGCUAGUUCUCUUGACAGUGAGGAUAGGUCUGUCCCCAGAUUUUCAAAUGAUGUUAACAUAUCCAGUUCUGUGGAUGCAUCUCACAGUGGUGCAGGCACAAGGGAGCCUCUUCUGGAUGUUGUUUUUGUCCAUGGCCUCCGUGGAGGGCCAUAUAAGACUUGGCGCAUCUCCGAGGAUAAGUCAUCCACUAAAUCUGGCUUAGUAGAGAAGAUUGAUCAGGAAGCAGGAAAGCUUGGAACAUUCUGGCCAGGUGAAUGGCUUUCAGCUGACUUCCCUCAAGCUCGUAUGUUUAGCCUUAAGUACAAGACAAAUCUAACACAAUGGUCUGGCGCUAGCCUGCCUCUUCAGGAAGUUAGCUCGAUGCUGUUAGAGAAGCUUGUUUCUGCAGGUAUUGGGAAUCGCCCUGUUGUUUUCGUGACUCACAGCAUGGGAGGUCUGGUUGUUAAGCAGAUGCUGCACAAAGCAAAAUCAGAUAAUCUCGAUAACCUUGUGAAAAACACCAAAGGAGUUGUUUUCUAUAGCUGCCCACAUUUUGGAAGCAAACUUGCAGACAUGCCUUGGAGGAUGGGACUGGUGUUUCGUCCAGCACCAACUAUAGGAGAGCUAAGAAGUGGGUCUCCAAGAUUAGUAGAGCUUAAUGACUAUAUCCGCCUCCUUCACAAGAAGGGGCUGCUUGAUGUCCUCAGUUUCUGUGAGACCAAGGUAACUCCAAUUGUUGAAGGUUAUGGAGGAUGGGCUUUCCGAAUGGAAAUUGUACCAAUUGAAUCAGCAUAUCCCGGAUUCGGUGAACUCGUUGUAUUAGACUCAACGGAUCAUAUAAACUCUUGCAAACCACUCAGCCGCACUGAUCCCUCGUAUACAGAGAUACUAGGGUUCUUGUGGAAGCUGAAAGCCAAAUACAAGAGACAAUAGUGUAAAGAAAGCAUGCCUCAGAAAUUGUGUUCAAGAAUCAUCCAAAUACCAAAACCAGACCACGCCGGUGUUUUUUUGUAUCGAAUGUGGGUCUGGUCAGGUGUCGUCACACCAAGUCGCACCUGGGUAGAAACAGAACUAAAAGCAUAUUUUUGACAUGUGAGAGUUAGCCAGGCAUUCUGUAUAUCAGAAACUAUUCUAACCCGCUUUGAUCAAUUAGCGGAGUUGUUUAUGUACACUAGAAUUGUCAAUUGUCAUCCAACAGAAGCAGAUAGGGCGGAUUCUUUUGUACAUUAUCAUCCAGAAUCUCAACCCUCACAAGUUGUCAAUCUUUAACCAUUAUUCUUGGUGUACUCAUUUUAUAUUGUUAAUAUACUUUGUAGAGUAGCUAGCUUCAUGACAAAGAUGUUGUAUCAUCAUGUAUGUACUCUCAAAUUGUUAUACUAGUGAACAAUUUUUAUUGUAAA
Molecule: messenger RNA, 3385 nt
Organism: Prunus dulcis (almond)
Lineage: Eukaryota; Viridiplantae; Streptophyta; Magnoliopsida; Rosales; Rosaceae
Exons: 9
Coding region: 48-2918 (956 amino acids)
Source: RefSeq, a predicted model, not a curated record